AUGACUAUGGUUCGGCAGUAUCCCCCGCAGCCUUCGUCGUCGCAGCUUCCCUCCGAGCUGGCCUACUCCGGCAACAACGCCAGCAGCACAAACAACAUCGCCCCCGCACCUUCCCAUGCAAACCCCCUUCACAAUGCCGCCACAUUCGAGGCGCGUACCAUCGCCCAGUACCCCAUCCCCCAGCAGUACGCCCAUCCGCUCUCGAGACACAACUCGUAUGGCGCACAGCCGUCCGAUUCUGGCCACGCUUCCAAACCCGCAGAGCACAUGCUUCGCCGAAAGACACCCAACGGAAUCCUCGCCGCUGCCUAUGACGGCACUUCCGUUGAGAAGAAUGGAGAGCCACAUGCCACCAAGCACAUUCUGCUACCCGUGACCGCCGAAUCAAACAUACCGUAUGGCAUGAAGCAGGACCUUCCCCUCCGGUCGCCAGGUGUCCACAAUGGCCAAGGACGGAAUCCGCACGACGUGUCGGAAUGGAGUGUUAGCCGCUAUUUCGAGACUGGAUCGGGACUCACUGGCCAACAUUUACCUCAAAUCGACUCCAUGCUCAACCAGAUACCGCCAUUGCAACCUCUCUUACCUUACCAGAUGUACGGCUCUCAGUUCUGUGGUCCCAUGGGACCGCCAUUCCAGACCCCCUUGAAUCCGACCGUCUCCAAUGACCAAGGCCCGUUUGGUCCCUAUUGGCACGAUGGGACGUACAUCCCGUACCGGCCUGCUGCUAUGCGGGAUCCUCGCUUUAUGCAUCAUCAUCCUCAUCACCACAGCCAAAACUGGAGUCACCCGCAUAGCAAUGCCUUCAUCCCCCACCCGUACAACAAUGUUAUGCCCAACUUUUCCCAUCACCAACAAAACUCUCUCCAUUUGGACUACGCGCAGGGCGCAUAUGGCCAUCAACUAAGGCCACCAUUAGAAUUCUCACCAUAUGGACAGCCACAGGCGCAUGUCGCUUUGGACUACCAGAACCAGUCAUUACCGCCACCUCUCACACAGCGUCCCCAGGACUACCUACACUCUGGCCAAACGACACCAGUCGCUGAUAUGCCACCGCCACACAUGGUACCCAAUGGCCUGGGCAUGGAGCCUCCACGACCUCUACGACGAAUGUCGGGGUCUGUUGCCAGCGCCCACCAGACUCUUCGCCAGGGUAUACCCCCAAGCUUGACAGCUGCAACUGCACUAGAGUCGAUUACCAAACACUGUGAAGAAAGCAAAUGGAGUUGGAUAGACGGUAUUCUGUUGGGCGGUUGCCUCGCAUAUGCGCUGGGUGAUUACCAAAAAGCCCAGGACUGGUACAAACACAUCCUUACAUUGGACAAAGAUCAUGUCGAGGCGAUUUCAAAUCUCGCAGCUACUAUGUUAGCUCUCCAGCAAAAGCGUGAAGCUGAGAAUUACUGGAGACGCGCAGUCAAGCUUCGCCCCAGCUAUUUCGAGGCCGUCGAGCACCUGAUCGGCUUACUUUGCAGUGACCAAAAGUCCCGCGAGGCUGUUCAAGUCAUCGAAGAGGUCGAACGCCAGUUGAAAUUCGUCAAGCGGGCAGAUGCCAUGCGCAGCCUCGAAAUUGAAAGCGAACGUUCAAAUUCUGAUCUCAGCGAAUCGAGCGUGUCGGAGGCAUCUGAUCGGCCUGUUUUUGAGUUCGAAGGAGACGACGAGGCUGUUUUCAAGGACCUGGACGAACUCCCCGGAUCAGACCAACCGGGUUUCGGUUCAAGCGGCUAUGCAAUUGCCGGCUGUGACAACGGUCGCGUUCUUGCCUUGGUACACGCCAAAGGCAACAUGCUCUACGCUCUUGGCGACAACGCUGGUGCUGCCAAAGCUUUCGAAAAUGCCGUUCUUAUCGGUGCUGGACCGCAUCCGAAUGGUAUCGACGGCCUCAUCAAGCGCAUUCUCGCUGUUGUUGGGUAUGAUAUUUCAGAGCGUUCGCCAGGUGGCCGUCGUAUGCCGCCGUCCUCAGAUCCCAUCUUGUUACCACCGGAAGCGGCUACUAGGACAGCUCACCUUUGCUUCCCAGCACAUGGUCAACUCCCUGGUCUCAAACACGUCCCCGGUGAGGGUCUCUCUAGAAAAGCAGCCAUAUCAACCACGAGCAACUCUUUACUAUCUCUGGCGAAGAUUUUCCAGGAUGGUAUGGCGACUAACUCUCCCAAAGCCACAGUCUAUCAAAGCAACUAUGGAGUACGGGAGAUCUUGGCUCUUUACUACUUGUCUCUAUCACUACAGCCUAGCCCGUCAACAGCCAACAACGUAGGCAUUCUACUCGCCAGUGUACAUCAGUCUGCACCUGCGAAAGCGAUUCCUAUGUCACAUGCCUUUGCACAACAUCUAGUGCCUGGCCUAGUGCCAGGCAGCGGGGUGCAUCUGGCGCUUGCUUACUACCACUACGGACUUCGGUUGGACCACUCCCACGCACAUCUCUACACUAAUCUCGGCAGUCUGCUCAAAGACAUUGGUCACCUAGACAAUGCCAUUGAAAUGUACGAAAAAGCAGUAAAAUGCGACCAAAGUUUCGACAUUGCUCUUGCCAACCUUGCCAAUGCCGUCAAAGACAAAGGUCGCAUCGCCGAUGCCAUCUUCUACUACAGGAAAGCUGUCAAGUCCAGCCCAGACUUUGCAGAGGCAGUCUGUGGAUUGGCUAAUGCGCUUAACUCUGUUUGUAGCUGGGCUGGUAGAGGUGGUAUUGCCGAGGACAGUGGCUCAAGAGAUCGCUGGCACGUCAACGAGAGUGGUAUGCUCCUGGAUGCCAAAAUUCCCGGUGCAUCCAGCUCCGGAUGGAUUCACAAAGUCGUCAAGUUGGUCGAGAAACAGCUUGGGGAUGGCGAGGAAUGGGGUCGAGGUAUUAUGGACGACUAUUUCAUCCAAGACAUCAUCCGGCCUUUUGCACUUGUUGGGGGAAGUCUGCAAGAUGUAAAAGCAAAGGAAAACAGCAUGAAGUCGGUCCUGCUGACUUGGAAGGGCCAAAAAUGGGAAGGUGCUCGCAUCGUACGCCUUGUGGAGCGCGCCAUCGGGUGGAUGACCUGGCAAUGGUAUCAGGACCGCUAUGUUCUUGGAAAGCAACGACCAGCGGCAUCAUACCGGAGACCACAACUACCGGCAGCCUUGACAGUACCCGCGGCACCUACAGUGCUCCCUUUCCACACCUUUACUUGUCCCAUGUCAGCUAAACAGAUCCGUCUCAUCUCACAACGCAAUGGCCUGCGCAUCUCAUGCUCGACGCUUAGGGUUCCUUGGCUACCGCAGACUGUCUAUGAGCCUCCCGCACCACCAAGGCCGUACCUGAAGGUUGGCUACGUAUCCUCGGAUUUCAACAACCAUCCUUUAGCACAUCUAAUGCAAUCUGUCUUUGGACUUCACAACCCAGCCCGUGUCAAGGCUUACUGCUACGCGACAACACCGAGCGACCAUUCGGAGCAUCGAAAACAGAUCGAACGAGAGUCGCCAGUCUUCUACGAUGCCAGCAGUUGGUCAGCGGAACGGCUUGUCCACCAGAUCGUUCGCGACGGUAUUCACAUCCUUGUGAACCUCAAUGGCUACACAAGAGGAGCACGGAACGAGGUGUUUGCCGCCCGCGCUGCUCCCGUUCAGAUGGCCUUUAUGGGGUUCGCAGGUACCCUCGGCGCUGGAUGGUGUGACUAUCUUCUCGCCGACGAUACCGCGGUACCUCCAGACACCCUCCGACAGUGGCGCCGUAACAUUGAUCUCGAAGACGCUCUUGUCGACGAUAAUAGUGGUGGUGAAGACGACAAAUGGAUCUACGGAGAGAAUAUCGUUUUCUGUCGGGAUACCUUCUUCUGUUGUGACCACCGACAGAGUGCUCCAGAUUCGCAGGGUCGGCAGCCCAACUGGGAAGAAGAGCAACAUCGGAGGUGGGCCAUGCGUAAAGAGAUCUUCCCCAAUCUUUCCGAUAAUGCGAUCAUUCUUGCCAACUUCAACCAGCUGUACAAGAUCGAACCCACCACCUUCCGUACUUGGUUGCGCAUUCUAGAAAAGAUCCCCAACGCAGUUCUUUGGCUGCUGCGAUUCCCCGAUCUUGGCGAGACCAACCUCAAGCAAACAGCCCACUUAUGGGCCGGUCCUGAGGUAGCGAGUCGCAUCAUGUUCACUGAUGUCGCGCAGAAGCAUCAGCAUAUCUCCCGCGCACGUGUUUGUGAUCUCUUCCUCGACACGCCGGAGUGCAAUGCACACACAACAGCCGCUGAUGUGCUCUGGUCUGGAACACCACUACUGACGUUACCACGUUACAAGUACAAGAUGUGUUCUCGCAUGGCAGCUUCCAUACUCAAAGGUGCGCUGCCAAAAACACCAGCGGGCGCGCAAGCCGCAAAAGAACUCAUUGCCAGCAACGAUAACGAAUACGAAGAAAUGGCUGUUCGCUUGGCUCGCAACUGUAUCUACAACGGUCACCGUGCGAGUGGCCGACUUAGCGAACUCCGACGAAUGCUAUACGAAUCACGCUGGUCGAGUCCUCUCUUUGACACUAGACGAUGGGUCAGAGACCUAGAGGACGCAUACGAAAUAGCAUGGAAGAAGUGGGAGAAAGGAGAAGGGGGCGACAUCUGGCUGAAGCACCAGGCACCUUUGCCGGCAUAG
Molecule: messenger RNA, 4590 nt
Organism: Pyrenophora tritici-repentis Pt-1C-BFP
Lineage: Eukaryota; Fungi; Ascomycota; Dothideomycetes; Pleosporales; Pleosporaceae
Source: RefSeq, a predicted model, not a curated record